Amphibalanus amphitrite is the source of this 5534-nucleotide messenger RNA. RefSeq names its product serine-rich adhesin for platelets-like. The record is from RefSeq and is a predicted model, not a curated record. The transcript is spliced from 2 exons. The annotation marks the transcript as partial. Lineage: Eukaryota; Metazoa; Arthropoda; Thecostraca; Balanomorpha; Balanidae.
CCUCCACAUUGAAAUCGACGACUCAAACAUCCACGGAGCCUUCCACUUCAGAAUCGACAACUCAAACACCCAAGGAAACGUCAACAUCGGAAUCAACCACUCAAAAAUCCACAGAAGCUACCACCUCAGAACCAACGACUAAAACAUCAACGGAGGCUUCCACUUAUCAAUCAACCACUCAAAUAUCCACAGAGGCUACUACUACCGAAUCGACCAUUCAAACAUCGACGGAGGCCUCCACAUCGGUAUCGACAACUCAACCAUCCACGGAUUCCACUACGGAAGCGACCGCUCAAACAUCCACGGAUGCUUCCACUUUGGAAUCCACCAUUCAAACAUCUACGGAGCCUUCCGAAUCGACUUCUCAAACAAACACUAAAGCCUCCACUUUAGAAUCGACCACUCAAACAUCCACGGAGCCGUCAACUUCGGACUUAACCACCCAAAUCUCUACGGAGGCUUCCACUUCGGAAUCAACAACUCAAACGUCGAAGGAGUCGACCACUUCGGAAUCAACACCUAAAACAUCGACGGAGGCUUCUACUUCGGUAUUCACCACUCAAACAUCCACGAAGACUUCCACAUCAGAAUCGACCCCUAAAACAUCUACGGAGGCUUCCACUUCAGACUCGACCACUAAAACAUCCACGGAGCCUGCCACUUCAGAAACGACAACUCAUAGAUCCACGGAACUGUCAACUUUGGAACCAACGCCACAAACAUCCACGGAGACUUCCACUUCAGAAUCCACAAUACAAACAUCUACCGAUACUACCACUUCUGAGUCAACCACACAAACACCCACGGAAUCGUCCACUUCGGAAUCAACCACGAAAAUAACAAUGGAACCUUCAACUUCCGAGUCGACUUCUCAAACAAACACUCCAGCCUCCACAUUGGAAUCGACGACUCAAACAUCCACGGAGCCUUCCACUUCAGAAUCGACAACUCAAACACCCAAGGAAACGUCAACAUCGGAAUCAACCACUCAAAAAUCCACAGAAGCUUCCACUUCAGAACCAACAACUAAAACGUCAACGGAGGCUUCCACAUCUGAAUCAACCACCCAAAGAUCCACAGAGGCUUCCACUCCAGAAUCGACCGUUCAAACAUCGACAGAGGCCUCCACAUCGGCAUCGACAGCUCAACCAUCCACGGAGGCUUCCACUACGGAAGCGACCGCUCAAACAUCCACCGAUGCUUCCACUUUGGAAUCCACCACUCAAACAUCUACGGAGCCUUCCACUUCCGAAUCCACUUCUCAAACAAACACUGAAUCCUCCACUUUAGAAUCGACCACUCAAACAUCCACGGAGCCGUCCACUUCGAACUUGACCACCCAAAUCUCUACGGAGGCUUCCACCUCGGAAUCAACAACUCAAACAUCGAAGGAGUCAACCACUUCGGAAUCUACACCUAAAAUAUCAACGGAGGCUUCUACUUCGGAAUUCACCACUCAAACAUCCGCAAAGUUUUCCACAUCAGAAUCGACGCCUAAAACAUCUACGGAGGCUUCCACUUCAGACUUGACAUCUCAAACAUCCACGGAGCCUUCCACUUCAGAAACGACAACUCAUAGAUCCACGGAGCUGUCAACUUUGGAACCAACACCUCAAACAUCCACGGAGACUUCCACUUCAGAAUCCACAAUACAAACAUCUACCGAUACUACCACUUCAGAGUCAACCACACAAACACCCACGGAAUCGUCCACUUCAGAAUCAACCCCUAAAACAACAAUGGAACCUUCAACUUCCGAAUCGACUUCUCAAACAAACACUCCAGCCUCCACAUUAGAAUCGACAACUCAAACAUCGACAGAGCCGUCCACUUCGCAAUCAACCAUUCAACCAACCACGCAGACGUCCAGUUCGGGAUCAACACCUCAAACAUCCAUGGAGACUUCCACUUCGGAAUCGACCACUCAAACAUCCACGGAGCCUUCUACUUCGGAAACUAGCACUAAAACAUCAACGGACACUUCCACAUCACAAUCGACCAUUCAAACAUCCACCGUGGAAUCCACUUCAAAAUCGACCACUCAAACAUCUAUGGAGCCUUCCACUUCGGAAUCAACAACUCAAACAUCCACGGAGCCGUCAACAUCGGAAUCAACCACUCAAAAAUCCACAGAAGCUUCCACCUCAGAACCAAUGACUAAAACAUCAACGGAGGCCUCCACAUAUCAAUCAACCACUCAAAUAUCCACAGAGGCUACUACUACCGAAUCGACCAUUCAUAUAUCGACGGAGGCCUCCACAUCGGCAUCGACAACUCAACCAUCCACGGAGGCUUCCACUACGGAAAUCCACGGAGCUGUCAACUUUGGAACCAACGCCUCAAACAUCCACGGAGACUUCCACUUCAGAAUCCACAAUACAAACAUCUACCGAUACUACCACUUCAGAGUCAACCACACAAACACCCACGGAAUCGUCCACUUCGGAAUCAACCACGAAAACAACAAUAGAACCUUCAACUUCGGAGUCGACUUCUCAAACGAACACUCCAGCCUCCACAUUGGAAUCGACGACUCAAACAUCCACGGAGCCUUCCACUUCAGAAUCGACAACUCAAAACCCCAGGAAACGUCAACAUCGGAAUCAACCACUCAAAAAUCCACAGAAGCUUCCACUUCACAACCACCAACUAAAACGUCAACGGAGGCUUCCACAUCUGAAUCAACCACCCAGAGAUCCACAGAGGCUUCCACUCAAGAAUCGACCGUUCAAACAUCGACAGAGGCCUCCACAUCGGCAUCGACAGCUCAACCAUCCACGGAGGCUUCCACUACGGAAGCGACCGCUCAAACAUCCACCGAUGCUUCCACUUUGGAAUCCACCACUCAAACAUCUACGGAGCCUUCCACUUCCGAAUCCACUUCUCAAACAAACACUGAAUCCUCCACUUUAGAAUCGACCACUCAAACAUCCACGGAGCCGUCCACUUCGAACUUGACCACCCAAAUCUCUACGGAUGCUUCCACCUCGGAAUCAACAACUCAAACAUCGAAGGAGUCAACCACUUCGGAAUCAACACCUAAAACAUCAACGGAGGCUUCUACUUCGGAAUUCACCACUCAAACAUCCGCGAAGACUUCCACAUCAGAAUCGACGCCUAAAACAUCUACGGAGACUUCCACUUCGGAAUCGACCACUCAAACAUCCACGGAGCCUUCUACUUCGGAAACUAGCACUAAAACAUCAACGGACACUUCCACAUCACAAUCGACCAUUCAAACAUCCACCGUGGAAUCCACUUCAAAAUCGACCACUCAAACAUCUAUGGAGCCUUCCACUUCGGAAUCAACAACUCAAACAUCCACGGAGCCGUCAACAUCGGAAUCAACCACUCAAAAAUCCACGGAAGCUUCCACCUCAGAACCAAUGACUAAAACAUCAACGGAGGCCUCCACAUAUCAAUCAACCACUCAAAUAUCCACAGAGGCUACUACUACCGAAUCGACCAUUCAAACAUCGACGGAAGCCUCCACAUCGGCAUCGACAACUCAACCAUCCACGGAGGCUUCCACUACGGAAGCGACCGCUCAAACAUCCACGGAUGCUUCCACUUUGGAAUCCACCAUUCAAACAUCUACGGAGCCUUCCGAAUCGACUUCUCAAACAAACACUAAAUCCUCCACUUUAGAAUCGACCACUCAAACAUCCACGGAGCCGUCCACUUCGAAUUGGACCACCCAAAUCUCUACGGAGGCUUCCACUUCAGAAUGGACAACUCAAACAUCGAAGGAGUCAACUACUUCGGAAUCAACACCUAAAACAUCAACGGAGGCUUCUACUUCGGAAUUCACCACUCAAACAUCCACGAAGAGUUCCACAUCAGAAUCGACCCCUAAAACAUCUACGGAGGCUUCCACUUCAGACUCGACCACUAAAACAUCCACGGAGCCUUCCACUUCAGAAACGACAACUCAUAGAUCCACGGAGCUGUCAACUUUGGAACCAACGCCUCAAACAUCCACGGAGACUUCCACUUCAGAAUCGACAAUACAAACAUCCACCGACACUACCACUUCAGAGUCAACCACACAAACACCCACGGAGUCGUCAACAUCAGAAACAGCCACUCAAAAAUCCACAGAAGCUUCAACUUCGGAACCAACAACUAAAACACCCACGAAGGCUUCCACAUCUGAAUCAACCACUCAAAUAUCAACAGAGGCUUCUACUCCAGAAUCGACCAUUCAAACAUCGACUGAGGCCUCCACAUCGUCAUCGACAACUCAACCAUCAACGGAGGCCUCCACUUCGGAAUCAACCACUCAAACAUUAACAGAGCCGUCAACUUCGGAAUCGACGACGCAAACAUCGACGGAGGCCUCCACUUUGGAAUCGAUCACCCAAACACCCACGGAAGCUUCCACUUCUGAAUCGACUACACCGACACACAUGGGAUCCUUUGAACCAGAAUCAGUUGCCAUUCAAGCUGCGCGAGUAUCUCGUAUGCUAAAUUUGCUGCGUAAGCUAGCAGAGUCCGACGAAUGUCCGACACCACACCAGGUGGAUCAGACGCUGAACGAAGCCAGCCGAGCCCUAGAAAAGGUGGCCAAUGAAGAGUUUACACAAGAAACGCUGGACGAGCUCGUUAAUAGCACCAGUAAUGUCAACACCACAGUCAACUGUGUUCAAAGCAGUCAGACUGUGCUAACGGGGGACCAGAAGAAUUCGGUACAGGUGUCCAUCAAGAACGCUGAAAAGUCCGCCGACAAGGCCGACGACAUUAUCGACAACAUCGUCCAACCCGACGCCGACGCCGCUGCCCUCGCUGGCUCUCAGCUCUCCGUUUGUGAUCGCUCUCAUCGCCCUCAGCUGUUUGCUGGCCGUGGGCACAGUGGUGGGCGUAGCACUGACGGUGCACCGUUCCGUGCGCACCCCGCCGCGCCGCCGGCGACCCCGGCCGACCGUCACGGGCCGGGUCAACGCCGGCCACCGGCCAACCAGCAUGCACACCACCGAGCUGGACGAUGGUUCGGCCGGCCGGUGGCGCGCGCCCGUCCCCGAGCCUGACAACUUUGACUUACUUUACCACGGAGCCAUUCCACGGGCGCACUUGGUCGAUCGGCCAGGCAUCGAGCCGUAGCAGACAUCGCGACGAGAGUUCUACAUAUAGCGCCUGUAUAACAUGUAAAUGCAUAACGUCUACCGCGCAGCCCGCUGACUGAGGGGCGACGAGUGGGUCAGCAGGUCCUGGAAGUCACUCGGUGAUGUCUUGUAGAAUGAAGUGAUCGAGCAGUGACCCAGUGACAGUAGCCGUCCAGUGACUGAGAACUGACUCAGUGAUAGCUGAAAGGUCGGAUAGCAGUGACUAUGCGCUGAUUAGAAGUAACGGAGCCAUUACAGCACGGUGAUUGUAGUGACCGAUCGGUGAAUGGAAAAUGGCAUCCACGGCAAAGAAUGAAGCCAACCGCGGUAUAGGCUCACCGACGCAUGUGAGCCCUGCUUUAUUGCCGACGCAUGUGAACCUCGCUGUAUUGUACUAUAUUGAACAUAUAUAUAAUAAUCGUAUGAAUUCGU